CUGCCUCUCCACGUCGCGUCCCAGUCUCAAACGGAUAAGGGCGGGAGGCCAAAAAUCUUUCCUCCUUUAACGCGCACCCCCUGUGUCUCCCUCGCUCGCUCGCUCGCUCAUGUCGCCGGCGCCUGCAACGAUGAUCGCCGCUCGUGCGCCUCCAUUGCCGUUCACCUUCCUCUCCACUCCGAAACCUCCGCGCACAACCUCCAUCCGAGCCGCAUUCCACCACGAAGUCGAGGGCGGUGUUCGGCUAGAGAGGAGGGAGCUGUUGAAGAGAGCGGCUCUGGCCACUCUCCUGGGGAGCACGCCGCUGGGCCUGCCGUCGCCGGCGGUAGCGAGGGAGGUGGAGGUCGGCUCGUACCUCCCGCCGUCGCCCUCCGAUCCUUCCUUCGUCCUCUUCAAGGCUUCUCCUAAAGACACCCCCGCGCUUCGCGCAGGGAAUGUUGAACCCUACCAAUUCAUCCUCCCCCCGACUUGGAAACAGAUGCGAGUGGCCAACAUAUUGUCAGGCAAUUACUGCCAACCAAAGUGUGCGGAGCCGUGGGUAGAGGUGAAGUUCGAGGACGACAAGCAGGGGAAGGUUCAGGUGGUGGCUUCCCCUCUCGUACGCCUCACGAAUAAGCCCAACGCGUCCAUCGAGGAGAUCGGGAGCCCAGAGAAGUUGAUCGCCUCUCUAGGCCCUUUUGUAACGGGGAGCACGUACGAUCCGGAUGAGCUCUUGGAAGCAUCAGUUGAAAAGCUCGGUGAUCAGACGUAUUACAAGUACGUGCUGGAGACUCCAUAUGCCCUGACGGGCUCGCACAAUCUUGCCAAGGCGACGGCGAAAGGGAACACCGUCGUUUUAUUUGUUGCCAGCGCGAACGAGAAACAGUGGCAAGCAUCUGAAAAUACUCUGAGAGCAAUGCUGGAUUCUUUUCAUGUUUAGUUGUCGAAGGUAAGGGAAGCUGGAUGCUGCUAAAACCUGUCUUUCGAAGGAGAAGAAUAAAUGCUGUCAGCAGGAGUCCGGAAACAGGAUGAUACUGUAUCGUACAUGGCCUAUAGCCAAUUAUUAUUCUUUUUGCUGAUCGUAUAUCAUCUAGUUGAGAUUUUGGAGCUUCUUGAUGUAGAUCUAAAUUGUACCCAUCUCCCAUAUCAUGUCAAUCACUUUCGAACAUGAUGCCUAAAUGUAAAAACUCCACUGCAUUUAGUGAUAAAAUAAAAAGAAGAGCUGAUCUUUACA
This is a messenger RNA of Rhodamnia argentea, 1213 nucleotides long. Its product is annotated as psbP domain-containing protein 6, chloroplastic. Gene Ontology annotation, molecular function: calcium ion binding. The record is from RefSeq and is a predicted model, not a curated record. NCBI's taxonomy places the organism in Eukaryota, Viridiplantae, Streptophyta, Magnoliopsida, Myrtales, Myrtaceae. Gene Ontology annotation, biological process: photosynthesis. Bases 110 to 919 code for a protein of 269 amino acids. The transcript is spliced from 4 exons. Gene Ontology annotation, cellular component: photosystem II oxygen evolving complex; extrinsic component of membrane; photosystem II.